UCAUCUCAUCCCUCGUCUCCACUAGCCCCAAUGCUCCAUCUUCCCCAUUGUAUCCCCAGGGUAAAGGGACAGGGUCGGGACACCGCACGCUGCUCUACGGCAACGCUGUGCUGCUGCACCACGAGAACUCCAGCAUGUACCUUGCAUGUCUCUCGACGAGCUCGUCCCGCGAUAAGCUGGCGUUCGACGUCGGUCUUCAGGAGCACUCGCAAGGUGAGUCCUGCUGGUGGACCAUCCACCCCGCCAGCAAGCAGCGGUCCGAGGGCGAGAAGGUGCGCGUGGGUGACGACCUCAUCUUAGUGUCGGUUGCUACAGAGCGAUAUUUGCAAGCGACGAAGGAGGACGACCAGAGCAUCGUCAACGCAUCGUUCCACGUCACGCAUUGGUCGGUGGCACCCUUUGGCACCGGCCUCUCCCGCCUCAAGUUUGUGGCGUGCGUGUUUGGAGGCGAGGUGCUGCGGUUCUUCCACGGCGGAGACGAAUGCCUCUCUAUACCGUCCACCUGGUCCGACCAACCCGGGCAGAA
This is a messenger RNA of Hyalella azteca, 526 nucleotides long. Its product is annotated as ryanodine receptor-like. The transcript has 5 exons. Gene Ontology annotation, cellular component: calcium channel complex; smooth endoplasmic reticulum; sarcolemma. The record is from RefSeq and is a predicted model, not a curated record. Lineage: Eukaryota; Metazoa; Arthropoda; Malacostraca; Amphipoda; Hyalellidae. Gene Ontology annotation, biological process: calcium ion transport. Gene Ontology annotation, molecular function: ryanodine-sensitive calcium-release channel activity. The annotation marks the transcript as partial.